UCAGAAUGCCGCUUUACCCGGAAGCUGGUGCAAAAUCCGAGAUGCGCGGAAUAGAGCUUUCGCCAGGUCUUGACAGAAUUGUCGCCAACAUUGGACAAGUGCCUCCGGAUCUCUUUGCACAAACAUGUCAGCAGAUUGCGAGUCAACUUCAAGGGUGCACCCAAGGAGUCGAUGUGACGGAAAUCCACGAAACAUAUCAGAAAGCGGGAGUACCACUGGACUACGAAGCCCUCCAGGAAAUUAUAAAACUGCUCUCAUUUGAUUUCAGGUCAGCAGCGAAGAAGAAUUUGACUGCAGAGCAGUUGGUGGCCAAGCUUAGUCAGAGCAGCAGUGUGUGGAACAAAAGUGCCUUGCAGGUUGUGCACAAGCUGUGGAGUGAGCAGGGUGCGCUUGUGCACUCCUACCAGGAGGCCCAGAUCAUGAUGAGUGUGGGUCAGCUGGUCGAUGUGCAGUGGAAACUGGGGAUGGCUGUCAGUUCAGACAGCUGCCGCUCCCUCAACUCCCCGUAUGUCUCCAUGUUGCUGAAGAUUGCAGAAACCUCUGGGCAGAUAUCAACCAAGUGUUUUGAAAUGACAGUUCCACAGUUUCAGAACUUAUUCAGACAGUUCAAGGAAAUUGCAGCAGUUCUAGAAACUGUAUGAUCCUGGAAGGGGACCUUCCAUGGAUGUACUCGCUGUGUCUGACCAUAACCUACCUGAAAAAGUGAACAGUGGAUAUUCGUUUCGUAUUCGUUUUCCGCCGAAAGUCUUUAUUGUCUUGGAAUUAAAACCCUUUUAUAGACAUUUUCAUUUUUUUGUGCUUUAUGGGUGUCAGUUUCCACAAUUACCUGACCAUAGGCAGAAGCCCCUCUGUUUAAUCAUAUAAAGAUAAAAUCUUGAAGUCAGUCAGUGUUAUUGCCAUUCCACCUAUGUGUUUUUGGAAUAGGUUUUUCUAGACAGCUGGUAGUGUAGUGGUUAGAUCUACUUCUUUUGGACCCAAAGCUUGCAGGUUCGAUU
This is a messenger RNA of Scleropages formosus (Asian bonytongue), 995 nucleotides long. It is a transcript of the gene commd6, whose product is annotated as COMM domain containing 6. Lineage: Eukaryota; Metazoa; Chordata; Actinopteri; Osteoglossiformes; Osteoglossidae. Bases 6 to 641 code for a protein of 211 amino acids. The transcript has 7 exons. Gene Ontology annotation, molecular function: NF-kappaB binding. The record is from RefSeq and is a predicted model, not a curated record.